UCAUUGUACUAUAGUGGUUCUAAUACAAAUAAUAUACUGAUUAAUAUACUGCUCGGCCAGCUGCGCACCCAUUCAUUAUGGGUACGUCUAACCUUGCAGCUUACUUAGUGCUGUUGUUGAUCACGUCUGCUACGGCGGACGUUAGCGAGGACUACGAUUACCCGUACACAGACUUUUUCCCGGAGUUGUCGAUCCAACCCUCAGGACUGGACGCCACCGCGGACGCUGAUUCCGACGAAAUGCAGGACCUCCGGUUCGUUGACUACAAAUCAGUGCCGAAAUUGGCCACGGUCCUCGACGACUUGCCGUUGAGUUCCACGCAACUGCUGUCGGCGAUUGUCCAACGGUCAAACACAAGCGUGGCCGACGGCAGGUUGAAGCAGACAACGGUCGCCAAGAAAAGCGGUGGCGUACCUUGGCACGAUUCAGAUUUCGGUAGUAUCUACCUAUUAUAUCACAUAAUAAAUUGCUAAGUGUGCUUGUUAUAUGCCCCCUCCGACAAAAAAAUAAAAAUUCCGCAUUGCAUGAUGGGUACCUAGCACCAGUGGCGUACAUACGGGGGGGGGUUUCGGGUUCAAACCCCCCCCAGGACCAAAAAAAAAAAAAAAAUAUGUGAUAUUAUUGAUGAAUUUCUUAUGAUACACGGACAAACAAACGUCAUAAUAAUAUGACUAUUGAGUAAACACUAUACUUUACCAACAACGAAAAAAGAUUUCAAAACGAAAUUAUGGUUGCCGUAUAUACACUUAAAAUAUGUACACUAUAUUAUGUAGUAUGUACACUUGAUCGUACACAGUCAGUUAAUUGCAUAGGUACAUAUUAUUAAUAUUGUCAUUAUCUCGACUGACUCGAUCAGACAACGGAGGAAAACCGAUUACCUACGUUAUAAUCGUUGAAUUUCUCGUGAGCGACAAUAAUACGGUGAAAUGGAUUCUAUUUAUAUAGCACUAUCGUAAAUGACCAUGUUAAAAUAUUUAAUUAUGAAAUGUUCGUUCAUUUUAUUCUAUUCUGCCGUUGGAGAAGUUUAUGUCAACAACUAUUCAUUGAACUCCAU
Myzus persicae (green peach aphid) is the source of this 1054-nucleotide messenger RNA. RefSeq lists its product as uncharacterized. Bases 78 to 473 code for a protein of 131 amino acids. The transcript has a single exon. The record is from RefSeq and is a predicted model, not a curated record. NCBI's taxonomy places the organism in Eukaryota, Metazoa, Arthropoda, Insecta, Hemiptera, Aphididae.